Molecule: messenger RNA, 945 nt
Organism: Stylonychia lemnae
Lineage: Eukaryota; Ciliophora; Spirotrichea; Sporadotrichida; Oxytrichidae
Source: the annotation of a GenBank genome assembly
AUGAACACAGUAGAACAGCAAAUAUGGAGGGAAAGAGUCAACAAGGAGCUUGGCGCUUCUUAAAAGUAAUGUCAUAAGAUUAUAUAACAAGUUAAUGAUAGAUUCCAAAAAGUAGGAGUGCUGAAUGCAGAGACGACACAGCUAUGCAAUAAUUAUUCAGUCAUGAGGCCUUAUGUCAAAGAUAAUUCCUCUCCUCAGCAGCUGAAGAAAAGAGGGUUUUACAUGGUUGACUCAAGUUAUACUAUUCCUUGCAAUCCCAAUUCAAUGAGAGAUCAUGGGCCAUUAAGAAAUGCAGAGUAUGUCAUUUAGGAUCCAGCAGAGGAAGAAUUCUUGAGAAAAUCUCAAUAGUCAUUCAGAAACACAGGAUCAUUCUCAAUGGUCAAUAUAAACCCAAGAGAGGUAGAUAAGAUGAGGGAUACUUUAAAUUCGAGAUGUGGCCAUAUGAGACCUAUAUCGUCUUAUGGGGGUAAUCCAGCUAUGAUGAACGGAACACACACAAAUAGCUUUUUCUCAAGUAUCUCUAAGUAGUCAUUCAACAGGCCUCCAAACAUCAUAAACAAAGUAGAAGUGGUGAGAGUAAAUGAUUAUACCAAAAACAUAUCAAGUUCAAUCUUCACCCCUUCACUAAGAGACACUAACUAUGGCAGAAAGCAGGAGAAAAGAUAGCAAAAUGCUCAUGAGUACCUUUCACCUCAGAAGAAUCAUUACUAAAUGAAAAGAAGCAGCUCUCAACUUUCAGGUAUUAAAUUAGACUAAGACAAAAGAAGAAAAAUUAAUGCUUCAACCCUUCAAGCAUAGAUACAGCAAGAGAAAAAGGUAAGGACAUUUUUUAAAAUGUAAAAUGUAUUAUAGAGAAGAGAAAUGCUUGAAAUGGAGGUAAGGAGUUUAAAGGAUCAGAUGUCCACCAUCUAUACAAUGGCUAGUUCCUCUAAAAUUUAAAAAUGA